Panicum hallii is the source of this 2642-nucleotide messenger RNA. Its product is annotated as glutamate--tRNA ligase, cytoplasmic. Bases 181 to 2328 code for a protein of 715 amino acids. The transcript has 7 exons. NCBI's taxonomy places the organism in Eukaryota, Viridiplantae, Streptophyta, Magnoliopsida, Poales, Poaceae. The record is from RefSeq and is a predicted model, not a curated record. Gene Ontology annotation, cellular component: methionyl glutamyl tRNA synthetase complex; cytoplasm; cytosol. Gene Ontology annotation, biological process: translation; glutamyl-tRNA aminoacylation. Gene Ontology annotation, molecular function: glutamate-tRNA ligase activity; ATP binding.
GUCGCUGGUCGCUGCGUUCUACUCUCUCUUCAGCUCUCUCUUUGCCCUACCUCACUUUCCUCGGCUUCCUUUCCUGGCGGCGACGGCUGGGCGAGCGGCGGCGCCCUUCACACGUCUUCGCCGGGACCUUCGCCGGCAACGAGCGCCCACUAGGUUUCUGCUGUUUCAUUUAAAGGAUCAAUGGAGGCGAAGUUGGCAUUCUCCCAGGACAGCCCACCAAUUUCUAUCAUUUGUGCGGCUAAGGUUGCGGGUAUACCCCUAACUGUUGAUCCUAGUCUUGCUGCUGGCUCGGCACCCACACUACAGUUUGGUUUUGGAGAAUCACUCCAUGGUGUAAACCCAAUCCUCCACUUCAUUGCCCGUGGUGCAUCAUUUUCCAGUUUCUCUGGGCAGAAUGCUAUUGAGUUCGGGCAUGUUGUUGAGUGGCUUGAAUAUGCCCCCAUGUUCCUUUUAGGCUCUGAAUUUGAAAAUGCCUGCUCAUUUGUUGAUGGAUACUUGGCCUCCAGGACCUUUCUGGUUGGUCAUGGGCUGACAAUUGCUGACAUUGCAGUGUGGUCGAAUCUUGCUGGGAUUGGUCAACGGUGGGAGAGUCUAAGGAAAUCAAAGAAAUACCAAAAUCUUGUCCGCUGGUUCAACAGCAUAGAUGCAGAAUACAGGGACACACUGAAUGAAAUUGUGGCUGCAUAUGUUGGGAAACGAGGAAUUGGAAAAUCUCCUUCGCCAAGCCUUAAGGAAAAGGUACAUGAUUCAAAGGACCCAUCAGCUCCAGAAGUUGAUCUCCCAGGUGCAAAAGUUGGGCAAGUUUGUGUUCGUUUUGCCCCAGAGCCUAGCGGGUACCUCCAUAUUGGUCAUGCAAAGGCUGCAUUAUUGAACAAAUAUUUUGCUGAAAGAUAUCAAGGGCGCCUAAUUGUUCGAUUUGAUGACACAAACCCUUCAAAAGAAAGCAAUGAGUUUGUCGAAAACCUUCUGAAAGAUAUUGAGACAUUGGGGAUCAAAUAUGAUGCUGUCACAUACACAUCUGACUAUUUUCCAAAGCUAAUGGAAAUGGCUGAGAGUUUGAUUAAGCAGGGGAAAGCAUAUAUUGACGAUACACCAAAGGAGCAAAUGAGGAAAGAGAGGAUGGAUGGUAUUGAAUCAAAGUGCAGAAAUAAUACCAUUGAGGAAAAUCUGUCAUUAUGGAAAGAGAUGGUUAAUGGAACUGAGAGGGGCAUGCAGUGCUGUGUGCGGGGUAAACUCGACAUGCAGGAUCCUAACAAGUCACUCAGGGAUCCUGUUUACUACCGCUGCAAUACUGAUCCUCACCAUCGUGUUGGUUCAAAGUACAAGGUCUAUCCAACAUAUGACUUUGCUUGCCCAUUUGUUGAUGCAUUGGAGGGAGUGACACAUGCUCUUCGUUCCAGUGAAUACCAUGACAGGAAUGCACAAUAUUAUCGAAUUCUACAAGAUAUGGGGUUGAGGAGAGUAGAAAUUUAUGAGUUCAGCCGAUUGAAUAUGGUUUACACUCUUCUCAGCAAGCGGAAGCUUCUUUGGUUUGUACAAAACAAGAAGGUUGAAGAUUGGACCGAUCCGCGGUUUCCCACUGUUCAAGGCAUAGUCCGUCGUGGCUUGAAGGUUGAGGCGCUGAUACAAUUUAUACUCCAGCAGGGUGCUUCAAAAAAUCUGAAUCUGAUGGAGUGGGAUAAACUGUGGACAAUCAACAAAAAGAUAAUUGAUCCAGUGUGUGCAAGGCAUACUGCUGUGCUAAAAGAUCAGCGAGUGAUCUUUACUCUUACUAAUGGUCCAGAGAAGCCAUUUGUUCGAAUUUUGCCAAGGCACAAGAAAUGUGAGGCUGCUGGAAAGAAGGCUACAACCUUCGCAAACAGAAUUUGGCUAGAUUAUGCUGAUGCAUCAGCCAUUAGCAAGGGUGAGGAAGUGACCCUAAUGGACUGGGGGAAUGCUAUCAUUAAAGAGAUCAAGAUGGAGAAUGGAGUGAUUACUGAAUUAGUUGGAGAACUACAUCUUGAGGGCUCUGUGAAGACAACAAAAUUGAAGACCACAUGGCUAGCAGAUAUAGAUGAGCUAGUCCCCCUCUCAUUGGUGGAAUUCGAUUAUCUCAUCAGCAAGAAAAAGCUGGAGGAGGAUGAAGACUUCCUCGACAAUCUCAAUCCUUGCACUCGGCGAGAGACCCCAGCCCUUGGAGACGCAAACAUGAGGAACCUCAAGCGCGGAGAAGUCAUACAGCUCGAGAGGAAAGGCUACUACAGGUGUGAUGCCCCAUUUAUCAGGUCAUCAAAACCUGUGGUCCUGUUUGCGAUCCCAGAUGGUCGGCAGCAGGGCUCGCUGAACUAGGCAGCAUGCCACUGAUGGGCAACAUGGAAUUCCUGAGAUGUCAGGCUUGCCAAUCAAUAUUGUCGUAUACACUUAAUCUGGUACUGUUUAGGCUUACUCGCCGUAGAUUUUGUUUACUGCUAGAUGGCCAGGCCCAUCCUGCCUACCAAGCAGCACAGGCAUUCUGAUUUUGGUUGAUGAUACUUGCCUCAGUUUGAAGAUGCUGGUACUUUUCUAGCAAUGCUGUCUGCAUCCUGCGUUCGCCUUUACUGUUUUGCUGUACUUACCUCAGCUUGAAGAUUUACGGCUGUUUUAUCCUUUUAACUGGCGUAAUA